Choloepus didactylus (southern two-toed sloth) is the source of this 936-nucleotide messenger RNA. RefSeq names its product olfactory receptor 5K3-like. Gene Ontology annotation, biological process: sensory perception of smell; G protein-coupled receptor signaling pathway. Gene Ontology annotation, molecular function: G protein-coupled receptor activity; olfactory receptor activity; odorant binding. The coding region runs from base 1 to 936 and encodes 311 amino acids. Gene Ontology annotation, cellular component: membrane. Lineage: Eukaryota; Metazoa; Chordata; Mammalia; Pilosa; Megalonychidae. The transcript has a single exon. The record is from RefSeq and is a predicted model, not a curated record.
AUGACCAAACGCAACCACUCCUUGACAACUGAAUUUAUCCUUACAGGAUUUACAGAUCGACCAGAGCUGAAGUACCUUCUCUUUGUGGUGUUCUUCUCCAUCUAUCUGAUUACCAUGGUGGGGAAUCUUGGUUUGGUAGCAUUGAUCUAUAUGCAACAUCGUCUUCACACACCAAUGUACAUCUUUCUGGGCAACCUGGCACUGAUGGAUUCAUGCUGUUCCUGUGCUAUUACCCCAAAAAUGUUAGAGAACUUCUUUUCAGAAGACAGAAUGAUUUCCCUCUAUGAAUGCAUGGCACAGUUUUAUUUCCUCUGUCUCGCUGAAACUACAGACUGCUUUCUUCUGGCAGCUAUGGCCUAUGAUCGGUAUGUGGCAAUAUGCAGCCCACUGCAGUAUCACACCAGGAUGUCAAAGAAACUCUGCAUUCAGAUGACCACAGGGGCCUACAUAGCUGGAAAUGUGCAUUCCAUGAUUCAAGUUGGGUUUCUCUUUAGGUUAACUUUCUGCAGAUCUCAUGAAAUCAAUCACUUUUUUUGUGAUGUCCUUCCCUUGUAUAGACUCUCCUGUGUGGACCCUUUUAUCAAUCAAUUGAUGAUCCUUAUCUUUUCGGGGUCAGUUCAAAUCUUCUCUAUUACUAUAGUUGUAAUCUCUUAUCUCUAUAUCCUUUUCACUAUUUUCAAAAUGAAAUCCAGAGAGGGAAGUAGCAAAGCCUUAUCGACUUGUGCAUCCCACUUUUUCUCUGUCUCAAUAUUCUAUGGUUCUCUUCUCUUCACAUAUAUUCGACCAAAUACUGUUAAAGAAGAAAUGAACAAUAUACCCCUUGCUAUUUUUUAUACUCUAGUAAUUCCUUUAUUAAAUCCUUUUAUAUAUACUCUAAGAAAUAAGGAAGUAAUAAAUGUUACGAAAGGAAUUUUGAAGAGGAGAAAAAUCUCUUAA